Molecule: messenger RNA, 1029 nt
Organism: Penicillium daleae
Lineage: Eukaryota; Fungi; Ascomycota; Eurotiomycetes; Eurotiales; Aspergillaceae
Product: ATP-binding protein
Exons: 1
Coding region: 1-1029 (342 amino acids)
Molecular function (GO): ATP binding; ATP hydrolysis activity
Source: RefSeq, a predicted model, not a curated record
AUGAUUGACGUGGCUCGAGGUUCAUCACUAGGUCACUACCCUUGCCAGGGAGUUGACGAGACAACCCUGUCUAUCAUACAGCUUGCGGGACGCUACAGGCAAUGGCUCUCUAAGCGCUCCCGGUUUGAUACUCUUGAGACUGAUCAGCUCAUCUUGUGGGACUCUGUGCCUCCCGAGUUCGUCAUCUACUGCUGGCCCGCGCUUGUCGGCUUUAGUUUUACAGCCACGGCUUGGGGCCGCGUCCUCGUUGACGGUUUAUCGACUAUCGAAUUUCAGGAUCAGGCUUUUGACCACUUGGUCCUCAAGCAGGAGUGCAAGGAACUUAUCCGCGCUGUUGUUCGCCAUGGAACGGCCGUUCAAGCACCAGAUGUCAUUAGCGGGAAGCAGGGCGGGAAAAUAUUCCUUCUCCAUGGGCCUCCAGGUGUUGGAAAGACUCUGACGGCUGAAGCCAUUGCAGAUGUCCUUCAUCGCCCACUAUACUACGUCACUAUGGGUGAGCUCGGCGUGACACCGGAAGACCUAGAGCGCAGACUAUCAGAUGUUCUCGAACUAUGUGCAGAGUGGGACGCCUUGGCCGUGCUGGAUGAAGCAGAUGUCUUUUUGGAGACUCGCAGCAACUCUGACCUAAUCCGUAAUGCGAUGGUCUGCGUUGUGCUCCGCAUUCUCGAGUACCACCCCGGAAUAUUGUUUCUCACGACCAACCGCGUUCGAACGAUUGACCCGGCAUUCGAGAGUCGGAUCGCCGUUGCUCUUCGCUACGAGGCGCUUGACCGUGAUGCGUGGGCGCAGAUCUGGAGAAGUCAUAUCGAGAGACUUCCUACUCAGGUAUCCUCAGAUAUCGACUAUCACAGACUUGCAGAGCAGCAACUGAAUGGAAGACAAAUUAAGAAUGCGGUUCAUUUGGCGCUUAGUCUGGCUGCUGAAAUGAAAUUUCCAUUGACAGAAACCUUGUUACUCGCCACCGUGGACGUUAUAUCUCUUGGGCAUCAAAACAUCCUAGCGGAUGAUGCAUGGGAGACCGGGAGAUGA